AUGGAGGAGCGUGGAUCCCCCGAUGGGGAUCCAGCACGGAACCACGAACAGGGGCCAGAGGGGCCAGAAACGCCCAUCCAGGUGGUGCUCAGGGUGCGACCCAUGAGCGCAGCCGAGCUGCGUCGAGGGGAACAGAGUGCGCUGCACUGCUCGGGGACACGGACCCUGCAGGUGAGCCCCCCAGGCGGGGGCCCCGACGUGGCGUUCCGCUUCGGCGCUGUGCUGGACGGGGCGCGCACGCAGGAGGAGGUGUUCCGGGCGUGCGGCGUGCGGCGCCUGGGCGAGCUCGCGCUGCGCGGCUUCUCCUGCACCAUCUUCACCUAUGGCCAGACGGGCUCUGGCAAGACCUACACGCUGACUGGACCCCCUCCCCAGGGAGAAGGGGUGCCUGUACCCCCUGGCCUGGCCGGCAUCAUGCAGAGGACCUUUGCCUGGCUGCUGGACCGUGUGCAGCACCUUGGGACCCCUGUCACCCUCCGUGCUUCCUACCUAGAGAUCUACAAUGAGCAGGUUCAGGAUUUACUAAGCCUGGGGACCCCCAGGCCCCUCCCUGUUCGCUGGAACAAGACCCGGGGCUUCUAUGUGGAGCAGCUUCGUGUGGUAGAGUUUGGGAGUUUGGAAUCUCUGAUGGAACUUUUGCAAAUGGGCCUUAGCCGUCGAAGGAGCUCAGCGCACACCCUGAACCAAGCCUCCAGCCGAAGCCAUGCCCUGCUCACACUCUACAUCACCCGCAAACCUCCCCAGCAGAUGCCUCCUGUGGACUCCAGGGAGCCCCCUGGUGGAGGGAAGCUGUGCUUUGUGGACCUGGCAGGCAGCGAGAAGGUGGCAGCCACAGGAUCCCGUGGGGAGCUGAUGCUCGAGGCCAACAGCAUCAACCGCAGCCUGCUAGCCCUCAGUCACUGCAUCUCCCUGCUGCUGGACCCCCAGCGGAAACAGAGCCACAUUCCCUUCCGGGACAGCAAGCUCACCAAGCUGCUGGCAGACUCCUUGGGAGGACGUGGGGUCACCCUUAUGGUGGCCUGUGUGUCCCCCUCGGCCCAGUGCCUUCCUGAGACUCUAAGUACCCUGCGAUAUGCAAGCCGAGCCCAGCGAGUCACCACCCGGCCGCAGGUCCCCAAGACCCCUGUAGCAACGCAGCCCCAGCGAUUAGAGACUGAGAUGCUACAGCUACAAGAGGAGAACCAUCGCUUACGGACCCAGCUAGACCAAAGGGACUUCAAACCAUCCAGAACCAGUGGGACCCAGGUGGCCUGGGCCCAGCGGAACCUCUAUGGGAUGCUCCAGGAGUUCAUGCUGGAGAAUGAGCGGCUCAGGAAAGAAAAGAGUCAACUGCAGAGCAGCCGGGACCUGGCCCGGAGCGAGCAGCGUGUCCUGUCCCAGCAGGUCCAUGAGCUGGAGAGGCGCCUCCUCUCUGCCUGUUACCUUCACCACCCGGCCCCUGGCCCAGCCCACCCAUGUCCCUGUUUGAUGCCAGCUUCCUCCUGCCAUGCACUGCCCCCCAUUUGCUCCUGGCCCUGCUGCCACAUCUGUCCCCUGUGCCAUGCACCUCUGACACACUGGGCCUGCCCACGGAGGGAGCUCCACUUGCCCCAGGUGUUUGGCCCCGAGGCCCCGCCCAGCAUGCCCCUGUCUGCACGGCCCCCACCCUGGGCUCCACCAUGCAGCUCUGCCUCCACCAAGUGCUCAAGAGAGAGGAGUCACAGUGACUGGACUCAGACCCGAGACCUGGCCGAGAUGCUGACCAAGGAAGAGGUGGUUCCUUCUGCACCCCCGCUGCCCAUGGGAACCCCAAAUUCAUCACCAGUGCUGAGAGGUGCGGCCAGGGUCCCGAGCCUCGCCCGGAGACUGGAGGCCCUCAGAGACCAGAUCGGUAGCUCCCUGCGACGUGGCCGAAACCAACCACCCCCCUCUGAAGACCCACAGAGUCCGGGCCGAGUCCUCCCUCCCUGCUGA
Molecule: messenger RNA, 1953 nt
Organism: Elephantulus edwardii (Cape elephant shrew)
Lineage: Eukaryota; Metazoa; Chordata; Mammalia; Macroscelidea; Macroscelididae
Gene: KIF12
Product: kinesin family member 12
Exons: 19
Coding region: 1-1953 (650 amino acids)
Biological process (GO): microtubule-based movement
Molecular function (GO): microtubule binding; microtubule motor activity; ATP binding
Source: RefSeq, a predicted model, not a curated record